Limanda limanda (common dab) is the source of this 2143-nucleotide messenger RNA. It is a transcript of the gene ctdspla, whose product is annotated as CTD (carboxy-terminal domain, RNA polymerase II, polypeptide A) small phosphatase-like a. The coding region runs from base 296 to 1102 and encodes 268 amino acids. Gene Ontology annotation, molecular function: RNA polymerase II CTD heptapeptide repeat phosphatase activity. The record is from RefSeq and is a predicted model, not a curated record. The transcript is spliced from 7 exons. Lineage: Eukaryota; Metazoa; Chordata; Actinopteri; Pleuronectiformes; Pleuronectidae.
CGGUGCAGGACUGACGCUUUGUCUGUCUCCUGCGCGUCGGACUGUCCCCUCCUCACAUGCUGGACGCCCCCUGGAGCUCUCCUCUUCCUCCUCCUCCUCCUCCUCCUCCUCGUCUUGUCUGUAGGCUCCUGCGGGGGAACGGGACCUCACUCCUCCAGUGAAAUGGGAUUUUAAUGGUGCAAGAAGCAGCGGACGCGCUCGGCCGUGCACAGCCAGGGGACCGUGGGACACUUGGUAAUGUUUAUUACCGAGGAAUAAAACGGUGUGGCCGAGGGUUGCAGAACAUCUCGUUUCCAUGGACAACACGUCCAUAAUAACACAGGUUGCAAAUCCGAAAGAGGAGGAGAGCAUCUCUUCAAGUCAGGAUAAAGUCUCCCAGUCCAACAGCAGCCUCAAGAAGCACCGGAGCCGCAGCAUCUUCAGCCCCUUCUUCUGCUGCUUCCGCAACUACAAUGACUACCACGUGGAGCCACCACCCUCCAACAACAAGACCCUCUCCCUGCCCCCGCCACCAGAGGAGAACGGCAGUCCUCCCAAGCCUCCAGCCAAGUUCCUCCUGCCUGAAGUCAGUAUAGCAGACUACGGCAAGAACUGUGUGGUGAUCGACCUGGAUGAAACCCUCGUGCACAGCUCCUUCAAGCCCAUCAGCAAUGCAGACUUCAUCGUUCCAGUGGAGAUUGAUGGGACUGUUCAUCAGGUGUACGUUCUGAAGAGGCCCCAUGUGGACGAGUUCCUCCAGAAGAUGGGGGAGCUCUUUGAAUGUGUCCUCUUCACAGCGAGCUUAGCCAAGUACGCUGACCCUGUGGCAGACCUGCUGGACCAGUGGGGGGUGUUCCGCGCCCGGCUCUUCAGGGAAUCCUGUGUUUUCCACAGAGGAAACUACGUCAAAGACCUCAGCCGGCUGGGCCGAGAGCUCGGUAAAGUCAUCAUCAUAGACAACUCGCCUGCCUCCUACAUCUUCCACCCUGAGAAUGCUGUCCCGGUGCAGUCCUGGUUUGACGACCUGACGGACACAGAGCUGCUGGACCUGAUCCCUAUGUUUGAGGGCCUCAGUAAGGAGGAGGACAUUUACAGUCUGUUACAGAGCCUGAGGAACAGGUAGCAGACGACUCCCCCCCCGGCUGGCCCCUCCCGCCUCGGCCCCCUGCUGCACCUAGGCCCUCCCACCUCGCUGCCACGGCCCUGCAGUCUGGUCACCUCCUGAACUGAGGACUUCAGGCAAAAGAUCUGGUUCUAAUCAAAUCUAGAGAGAACAUCUAUACGGAUUCUCUGGAUUUUUGGACUCUUUGUACAGGACUCUUACUGACAAAAUAUUAUAUUACUGUAUGUACAUACUCUAUGUUUCUAAAAGCAAGACAUACACAAAGUAAUUUUUCUAUCAGAGAGAUUAGGUUUUACUAUUCUAUCAAGUAAUAUUUUAGUUACCAAAAAUAAUGAAAUACGCAGGAUGACGAGUGUUUUUGUUUCUUUCUGAGAACGAGUGACCUUUUGGUUUUUAUGUCGGGCUUCGUUAUGCAGGCUGGUUUUUCUUCUUUUCCGACCUUUUCUUUCAAACAACUGUGAUUUAUCUUCUCUUACAGAAUGAAGUGCCUUCAUUACUGUGCUGAUUUUAUUGUGUCUGGUUAUGGGGUGCACAAUUACAUGCUGAAUAUUUACUCAAAUCUCCACAAACGUCUGAAGCAAAUCUUUAAAUUGAAAGUGAAAGUGAGUCUAUGGUAAAUUGUCAUUUAAUCUGAGAGAAAAUGAAAAGACUGAUUCUUAGAAAUGUAUAAAACUAACCUGUCGGACCUGGAUGAUUUAUUCAGCCAUUUCCUUGAAGAACAUUGAACUGUUAAAUUUACCAAAGAUUUGUACAAUUCAAUGUGAUUUGUGGCUGAAUCUUGGACAGUGACUGUAAAUUGAUCCUUCAUCACAUUGAAAACCCCCCACUUUAUAAUUAAUGACGAAAAAAAAACCUUCAUAAAAAAUCCUAAUAACAUCACCGUCCACCAAUAAAUGUUGAAGUUUUGAGGAAAAUAUAAUGAUUAGCUUAGAUUAAAUGGAAUUAUAUUUAUUGGGGAAAAGGGGAUUGGGUGCAUUGUAAAGAAUGCUGUUGAAAUCGUACUGUACAACAUUAAUAAAGUUGCAAGUUUGCACACUGUCA